Budorcas taxicolor (takin) is the source of this 2285-nucleotide messenger RNA. It is a transcript of the gene TAF6, whose product is annotated as TATA-box binding protein associated factor 6. The record is from RefSeq and is a predicted model, not a curated record. Bases 100 to 2136 code for a protein of 678 amino acids. Gene Ontology annotation, molecular function: RNA polymerase II general transcription initiation factor activity; transcription coactivator activity; protein heterodimerization activity. The transcript is spliced from 15 exons. Gene Ontology annotation, biological process: RNA polymerase II preinitiation complex assembly; transcription initiation at RNA polymerase II promoter. NCBI's taxonomy places the organism in Eukaryota, Metazoa, Chordata, Mammalia, Artiodactyla, Bovidae. Gene Ontology annotation, cellular component: transcription factor TFIID complex; SLIK (SAGA-like) complex; SAGA complex.
UAUGGCGCCGAGCGCCGGGUGAGCGGCGCUUUGGCGGCGGGUCUCCAUCUCUCUGCCCUGGGGCAUCAUCCUUCCGGGGAGGGGAGGAGGGGCUCCAGAAUGGCUGAGGAGAAGAAGCUGAAGCUGAGCAACACCGUGCUGCCCUCGGAGUCCAUGAAGGUGGUGGCCGAGUCCAUGGGCAUCGCUCAGAUUCAGGAGGAGACCUGCCAGCUGCUGACGGAUGAGGUCAGCUACCGCAUCAAAGAGAUCGCACAGGAUGCCUUGAAGUUCAUGCACAUGGGGAAGCGGCAGAAACUCACCACCAGUGACAUUGACUACGCACUGAAGCUAAAGAACGUUGAGCCACUGUAUGGCUUCCAUGCUCAGGAAUUCAUUCCUUUCCGUUUCGCCUCUGGUGGUGGCCGGGAGCUUUACUUCUACGAGGAGAAGGAGGUUGACCUGAGCGACAUCAUCAACACCCCUCUGCCCCGGGUGCCCCUGGACGUCUGCCUCAAAGCUCACUGGUUGAGCAUCGAAGGCUGCCAGCCCGCGAUUCCAGAGAACCCACCCCCAGCUCCCAAGGAGCAGCAGAAGGCCGAGGCCACAGAACCCCUGAAGUCAGCCAAGCCAGGCCAGGAGGAAGAUGGCCCCUUGAAAGGCAAAGGUCAGGGGGCCGCUCCAGCUGACGGCAAAGGGAAAGAGAAAAAGGCGCCACCCCUGCUGGAGGGGGCACCUCUGCGACUGAAGCCCCGAAGCAUCCACGAGUUGUCAGUGGAGCAGCAGCUGUACUACAAGGAGAUCACCGAGGCCUGUGUGGGCUCCUGUGAGGCCAAGAGAGCGGAGGCUCUGCAGAGCAUCGCCACGGACCCAGGUCUCUACCAAAUGCUGCCACGCUUCAGCACCUUCAUCUCGGAGGGGGUGCGUGUGAAUGUGGUGCAGAACAACCUGGCCCUGCUCAUCUACCUGAUGCGCAUGGUCAAGGCGCUGAUGGACAACCCUACCCUGUACCUCGAGAAAUACGUGCACGAGUUGAUCCCAGCUGUGAUGACCUGCAUCGUGAGCCGGCAGCUGUGCCUGCGGCCAGAUGUGGACAACCACUGGGCGCUGCGGGACUUUGCCGCCCGCCUGGUAGCCCAGAUCUGCAAGCACUUCAGCACGACCACGAACAACAUCCAGUCCCGCAUCACCAAGACCUUCACCAAGAGUUGGGUGGAUGAGAAGACCCCAUGGACAACGCGCUACGGCUCCAUUGCAGGCCUGGCGGAGCUGGGACACGAUGUGAUUAAGACACUGAUUCUGCCGCGGCUGCAGCAGGAGGGGGAGCGGAUCCGCGGGGUUCUAGAUGGCCCGGUGCUGAGCAACAUUGACCGCAUCGGGGCUGACCAUGUGCAGAGCCUCCUCCUGAAACACUGUGCCCCUGUCCUGGCAAAGCUGCGCCCGCCGCCUGACAAUCAGGACGCCUAUCGGGCAGAAUUUGGGUCCCUUGGGCCCCUCCUCUGCUCGCACGUGGUCAAGGCCCGGGCUCAGGCUGCACUGCAGGCUCAGCAGGUCAACAGGACCACCCUGACCAUCACUCAGCCCCGGCCCACGCUGACCCUCUCACAGGCCCCCCAGCCUGGCCCUCGGACCCCCGGCUUGCUGAAGGUCCCUGGCUCCAUCGCAUUGCCUGUCCAGACGCUGGUGUCUGCGCGAGCUGCUGCCCCCCCACAGCCGUCCCCGCCGCCAACCAAGUUCAUCGUCAUGUCCUCGUCCUCCAGCGCCUCAUCCACCCAGCAGGUCCUGUCCCUCAGCACCUCAGCCCCAGGCUCCGGUUCCACCACGACCUCUCCCGUCACCACCACCGUCCCCAGCGUGCAGCCCAUCGUCAAGCUGGUCUCCACCGCCACCACCGCGCCCCCCAGCACUGCCCCCGCUGGUCCUGGCAGUGUCCAGAAGUACAUCGUGGUGUCUCUGCCGCCCACAGGGGAGGGCAAAGGAGGCCCCGCCUCCCAUCCUUCUCCCGUCCCUACCCCAUCCUCAGCCCCCUCCCCACUUGGGGGCAGCGCCCUCUGUGGGGGGAAACCGGAAGCUGGGGAGAGCCCCCCUCCUGCUCCAGGGACUCCAAAGGCUAAUGGCUCACAGCCCCCAGGGACCGGCUCCCCUCCUCCCGCACCCUGAUGGCUGACCUUCUCCCUGGAUUCUCUCUCCCACACACAGACACACACAUGCUGGGUGGAAGGAGGUAGUAGCCAGCUUCCCUCCAUGUGACUGUCUCUUUAGAUAUUGUACAGCCAGUUGCUCAGAAUAAAAGUUUGAUUUUUAAAUUG